Molecule: messenger RNA, 651 nt
Organism: Phaeodactylum tricornutum CCAP 1055/1
Lineage: Eukaryota; Bacillariophyta; Bacillariophyceae; Surirellales; Neidiaceae
Exons: 2
Biological process (GO): pseudouridine synthesis
Molecular function (GO): RNA binding; pseudouridine synthase activity
Source: RefSeq, a predicted model, not a curated record
UCCCGCAGAGAGGCUGACAAAUUGAUUGAGGCUGGCCGUGUGAGCGUGAAUGACAUCCCUGUAAAAAGCAAGGGGGGUUUCAAAGUCGUUCCCUUUCAUGACAAGAUAACUCUUGACGGUAUACCCGUAACAGGAACGUCUGACGCAACGAUAAAUUUUGAUUAUGUGAAGUACUGGAAGCCUGUGGGCGUCACCUGCACGACGGAUCGGAAAAUAGCUGGAAAUAUCAUUGAUGCUCUCGAAGAAGCCGGCUUUGAUUCAUCCAAGCGUAUAUUUCCGGUGGGCCGGCUCGACAAAGAAACGUCCGGUUUAAUACUGUUGACUAGUGAUGGGCGUGUUCCGAAUGCGGUUCUUCGAGGUCGGCACAAGCAACCCAAAAUUUACCAAGUGUGGGUAGAUCGACCAGUGCUAGCGAAAGAUGUUGCUCAAUUACGGGACGGGGUCAUCAUUACGACUGUCGCGCAACGGGACGGCAAUCGUGCAGAGCCGCUCACAGCUCGAACAAAAUCAUGUGCAGUUCAAGUUUUGGGAAGAGAAAAAUUGCAACUGACACUAGUGGAAGGUCGCAAUCGACAAAUUCGAAAAAUGUUGGGUGCUCUCAACUACACUGUCAAGAGGCUUCACCGAGUGCAGUUCAUGGAAUUGACCCUG